Cornus florida is the source of this 2011-nucleotide messenger RNA. Its product is annotated as carotenoid dioxygenase carX-like. The transcript has 13 exons. Bases 1 to 1830 code for a protein of 609 amino acids. The record is from RefSeq and is a predicted model, not a curated record. Lineage: Eukaryota; Viridiplantae; Streptophyta; Magnoliopsida; Cornales; Cornaceae. Gene Ontology annotation, molecular function: carotenoid dioxygenase activity. Gene Ontology annotation, biological process: carotene catabolic process. Gene Ontology annotation, cellular component: chloroplast stroma.
AUGGCCAUUUCGGUUGGUGAAUUUCGAGUGAAUUGCUCUGUCCAGAGACCUUCAAUCUCACGUAGAGUUGAUCACUUAAAGACCUCUCUCUCCUCUGCUUUCAAGCCACUGUUGAGAGAGUUGCAGGAAGUUCCUCUGCAAAUCAGAGCUUCUGAAAUCAUCAAGAACACUUCUGUGAGACUAUUGGAUGCCUUUGUUGACUCGGUGUUUGAAUUCCAUGAUCAGCCAUUGCUCCCAUCUCAGAGUAACUUUGCUCCGGUUGAAGAGUUGGGAGAAGCUGUUCUUGUUACCGAAAUUGAAGGGAGGAUUCCGGAUGAAUUUCCGGAGGGUGUUUACGUAAGAAAUGGUGCAAACCCGCUUUUUGGAGGAUUAAAAUCAACAACAUCUAUGUUUGGAAGAUCAAGUCACAUUUGGGUGGAAGGAGAAGGAAUGCUUCAUGCUUCGUAUUUUAAUAAAGAUAGUGGUGGAAGCUGGAAUGUCUUCUAUAACAACAAACAUGUUCAUACCGAGACAUUCAAGUUAGAAAGACACAGAAAUAAACCAUCAUUUCUUCCAACUGUCGAAGGGGAUCCACUGGCUAUUUUGUCAGCUCAUCUGCUAAAUUUGUUAAGAUUGGGCAAAGUAAACAAAUACAUUAGCAACACCAGUGUUUUCAUGCAUUCGGGGAAGUUAUACUCAAGUGCUGAGAAUCAUAUACCUCAAGAGAUAGACAUCCUUUCACUAGAAACUUUAGGGAAUUGGGAUGUCAAUGGAGCUUGGAAUCGACCAUUCACUACCCACCCGAAGAAAGCUCCAGGUACCGGGGAUCUGGUCAUAAUUGGUGUUGAUGUAAUGAAACCUUACUUUGUUCUGGGAGUGAUUUCAGCUGACGGAAAAAAAUUAGUACAUAAAGUGGAUCUCAAAUUCAAGAGGUGCACCCUUUGCCAUGAGAUAGGUGUUACACAGAGGUAUAAUGUGAUCAUAGAUUUUCCAAUAACUCUAGACGUUGUCCGACUCAUUAGAGGAGGGCCAUUGGUGAGGUAUGAUAAGGAAGAGUAUGCAAGGAUUGGGGUAAUGCCUCGUUUUGGUGAUGCAGAAUCAGUUCGGUGGUUUGAGGUGGCACCGAGUUGUGCAUUUCACAUUCUCAACUGUUAUGAGGAUGGUGAUGAGGUUGUGGUGUGUGCGUGUAGAGCUCGUGGAUCAGUCAUACCAGGCCCCGAUUAUGGUUUGAACAAAUUUGAGUGGUUUUCAAGAGGUUUUAAGCCAGUGAUUUCAGCUGGUGAUCAAUAUGAUGAUAGUUUGACACAAGACGGAUUAUUAUUUGCUCGUUGUUAUGAAUGGAGAUUAAACAUGCUAAAUGGAGAGGUCAAGGAAAAGUAUCUCACUGGAACCGAAUUUGCCUUGGAUUUUCCUUUCAUUAAUGGAAAUUUUACGGGUGUUAAAAAUAAAUAUGGUUACACUCAGGUUGUUGAUUCUAGCGCGAGCACUGCCUCAGGCAUGGCCAAGUAUAGCGGACUAGCCAAGCUUUACUUAGGAGAACCAGAACCCGAAUUUAAUCUGGGAAAGAAACAAUGCGAAAAUUUUGUAAAGGCUGAAUAUCAUAAAUUUGAGAAGAACACCUUCUGUUCUGGAGCUGCAUUUGUUCCUAAACGUGGAGAUUCUAAGGAAGACGAUGGUUGGAUCAUUUGUUUUAUUUAUAAUGAAGAUAAUUGUAUAUCUCAGGUUUACUUAAUUGAUGCAAAGAAUUUCACUAGUGAGCCAGUGGCCAAAAUUAUGCUGCCAUGUAGAGUGCCAUAUGGUUUUCAUUCAGCUUUCAUUUCAAUGCCCUCUCAACAAUUACAGGAUCAAUAGUGCCCGGAGACUGGAGACGUGGAGAAAAGCUAUGUUAUUGGCAAUAAACACCAAAAAUUAUUAGAUGGUUCUACACCAUUUGAUAUUUGGUGGACUACUCUAAUAAAAAUUAAUGUAGAAUUUUGUAAUAUAUUAUUAAUGCACUCUUGUGGGGAUAUUUUUAUAAUCUUUAUAAUCUGAU